GUGGACUGUUUUUAAUCUCUAGGCUCUAGGUUAGCACCAGCCUCCCAUGUAGUUGAUGCUUAACACGUGUGUACUGCGUAAGUUUGCAGUUCAGGUUACGAUUGAGAAGUAAUUCUGACAUGACUUUGCCAUGCAGGAGAUCACUUGGCAUUUAGCUGUGACGUCGCUAAAGAGCACGAGGUUCAAAGUACAUUUGAAGAGAUGGAGAAACGUUUAGGCCAAGUGAAUUUCUUGGUAAACGCAGCUGGCAUUAACAGGGAUAGUCUUUUAGUGAGAACAAAAACUGAAGACAUGCUGUCUCAGCUUCACACUAACCUCUUGGGUUCCAUGCUGACGUGUAGAGCUGCCGUGAGGACUAUGAUUCAGCAACAGGGGGGGUCCAUUGUUAACGUAGGAAGCAUUGUUGGUUUGAAAGGCAACUCUGGUCAGUCUGUGUACAGCGCCAGCAAGGCAGGAGUGGUUGGGUUUUCACGUGCACUGGCUAAAGAAGUGGGAAGAAAGAAGAUUAGGGUGAAUGUUGUUGCACCAGGAUUUGUUUACACAGAUAUGACAAAAGACUUGAAAGAAGAACAUUUAAAGAAACAUAUUCCACUUGGGAGGUUUGGAGAAGCCAUUGAGGUGGCACACGCGGUUGUGUUUCUUUUGGAGUCACCCUACAUCACGGGGCAUGUCCUGGUAGUGGACGGGGGACUACAGCUCACCAUGUAACUUACAGAGUCUUUGGUCACGAGGGCGACGGAGUCAAGAGCACCCUCUGGCCAUUGCAGACAGUCGUACCUGCGUGGAUGGCAUUUGCUAAUCAGGCUACACAUGUUGCUUUCCAUGUUUGUUUGCCUUUGUCUGAAAAGAACGUUGUGUGACCAGCUGUAUUUUCCAAAGGGUAUGUCAUCUGUCUUUGGUUGCCUUAUAGGCUGUAGCAAUUUUAACAUACAGACAUUUUGCAAAUCAUAGAAACAGGUUGUUAAUUGAUAUAUUUUGCAUCAAACAUGGAAAACAUUAUGUUGUCUAAUUGUGAAUUGUUUCAUUAUGUUCGGCUGAAAUUUCUAGAAGUUAACCUUGUAGGCUGUUGCCAAAGUAAACGUAAUUUAGAGGACAUUGAAUAAUUGUCAGGACUUUAGCAAAACUGUUUAAAUAAAUAUAUUCCUUUUGCAUGUGCUUGGGUGAUCAAUUUUUACUCAGGUUACCAAAAAUAGUAUCAGUUAAAUAAAGACAUGAAUUUAGAAUUGA
Messenger RNA from Carlito syrichta (Philippine tarsier), 1227 nucleotides. RefSeq names its product carbonyl reductase 4 (gene CBR4). NCBI's taxonomy places the organism in Eukaryota, Metazoa, Chordata, Mammalia, Primates, Tarsiidae. The transcript has 4 exons. The record is from RefSeq and is a predicted model, not a curated record. Gene Ontology annotation, molecular function: oxidoreductase activity, acting on the CH-OH group of donors, NAD or NADP as acceptor; quinone binding. The coding region runs from base 202 to 708 and encodes 168 amino acids. Gene Ontology annotation, biological process: fatty acid biosynthetic process.